CCGGCUCUCGGGGCCAGGCGCGGUCCGGAGGAAGGGGCACACGGCCGGAGGCCGCCGGGUGACAGCUGCCAUUAUUGUUACCGCAUAAGACCGACCCUUGGGCCCCCGCCCGCGUGCAGCCGGCCGGGCGUCGCCGCCCCUCACCCAGCCUCCAGCCGCCCCUAGACCCCGCCAGCCCGUGCACAGGCCGCCGCUUCCAGGAAGCCCUCCCGGACGCCGCGCCCUCUUUCGAGGCCCCGGCCCGUGCCGAGCCUGCUACCGCGGUCCGCGGGGCGACGGAGCUUACUGUGGAGAUGACAGUCUGUCCGCAAUUACCUUUGACUCUGACUUUGAGACGAAAGCAGAGAGGAAAAGUUUCCACAAACCUCCACCCACAUCACUGAAGUCACCUUAUCACUCUAAACCGAGGAAAGUGGCAUCCUGGAGAUCUCUGAGGACAGCAGCAAGCAUGCCUCUUGGCAACAGAAUGUCCUUAACCCCACAGAAGCUGUGGCUGGGAAGCUCGAAGCCAGGAAGUCUGACCCAGCCCCUGAAGUCAGACCUGACCUUGGAGCAGGCAUGGGCCGGCCCCCCCAGCACUACUCCCGACUAUCUGAGAGCAGCCUUAAGAGUGAAGAGGUCCAAUCUCAGGCGUUCUGCCAGCAAUGGUCACGUUCCCGGGACCCCUGUCUACAGAGAGAAGGAAGACAUGUACGACGAGAUCAUCGAGCUGAAGAAGUCCCUGCACGUGCAGAAAAGUGACGUGGACCUCAUGAGAACAAGGCUGCGGCGCCUGGAGGAGGAAAACAGCAGGAAGGACCGGCAGAUACAGCAGCUCUUGGACCCGUCCCGAGACCCGGAUUUUGUUCGGACUCUGGCAGAGAAAAGGCCCGAUGCUGGCUGGGUCGUUAACGGGCUAAAGCAGAGGAUUCUGAGGCUGGAGCAGCAGUGCAAGGAGAAGGACAACACGAUCAACAAACUGCAGACUGAUAUGAAGACCACUAACUUGGAGGAGAUGAGAAUCGCCAUGGAGACGUACUACGAGGAGAUUCAUCGUCUCCAGACUCUCUUGGCGAGCUCCGAGACCGCGGGAAAGAAGUCUCCGGGGGAGAAGAGACUGGGCGUCAAGAGGCCGAAGAAAGUGAGCAGCGCCCUCCUGAGCUUGUCCCGGAGCGUCCAGGAGCUCACGGAGGAGAACCAAAGCCUGAAGGAAGACCUGGACCGCGUGCUGAGCAACUCCCCCACCGUCUCCACCACGAAGGGUUACACGGAGUGGAGUAAGCCCCGGCUGCUGAGACGGAUCGCCGAGCUGGAAAAAAAAAUAAGUUCGAUGGAAAGCCCCACAUCACAGGCUUCAGAAGAGGUCAAGUCAAGCGCCCCGGUGCAGUCUGCGUCCAGCUCCACCGUGCCCCGGCAGCCGAGAUGUGACCGGCACCAGGAGAGCGAGCGUCUCCGGGGGACGGUGCGGAGCCUGAGAGGCGAGCGGGACGCGCUGCAGACGCAGCUUCAGGAGAAAGAUUUGGAAGUGAGACAGCUGCUACAGACAAACGCCACCUUGCAGAAGGAGCUGGAGGGCGCGAGGGAAGGGGAGGAGGAGAGAAGAGGAAGAGAGGAGGCUCUGAGAGAGGAAAUUCAAACACUUACCAAGAAGUUUCAAGAACUGGGAGAAAUUAAGAGAGAAGAAAAAGACGACCCCGUGGAAAUGACCCCGGAGACCCCGGAAGAACCCCGACCUUCCCUUCCCACCAGCAGGCCCUCUCAGCAGGACUCUGAGCCAGAUACAAGCGAGGAGGGCUUCUCCCGGCCCCCCUCCACCUGCUCCGAGGGGCGAAGAGACACGGCAGCCAGGAUCCUGCAGAGCCGGUGGAGGGUAUACAGACACCAGAAAAAAAAGGCCGUCCUGGACGAGGCGGCUAUGGUGCUUCAGGCAGCGUUCAGGGGACAUCUAGCGCGGGUGAAGCUGUUGUCAAGCCAGGCGUGUGCUUCAGAACCCCCCAGCCCGCCCAGACAGGACCCUCCGUCACCACGUGUUCCAAGCCCCACCGCCCAGGCCCAGGGCAGCCCGGGACAGGAGGAGGCCAUCACCGCCAUCCAGUCCGUCCUCCGGGCGCACCUGGCACGGGUCAGGCGCAGCGCCGCCAGUCAGAGAGCCGUCACCGCAGCCCCCAGAAGGAGGCAGCCCGCUCCGGCCACACACAGCCAGCUCUCCUCGCCACCCUGCCCGGCCCCUUCUCCUGGUCAAGAGGACAGUGAGGGGAGCGGCGGGGAGACCGCGGAGGGGCCGGCGGCCGAGGACGAGGCUCCGGGGCAUCCAGCAGCCCUGCAGCCCCGCUGCGGGCCGUCCUCUCCCUCGGGACCAGGACCCGCGGAUGACGGCAGCUCUGACGACUCCGACGAGAUCGUGGUGGCCCCGGCUGUGGCCCCGAGGAAGGCCGCCUCCCCGCCCUAGGCUCCGGGCCUGCCCCUCACGCGGCGACGGCCCUGCAGGGAAGCUCGGGGUUUGGAGGACGAAGCGUGUCCUAGAGGACGUGGGGACUACAGUUACGACUGCAGAGUAUUUUACCUUGUUGGCAAAGAGCUCCGUGCUCUGCACGCACCUCAGCAGCCUGGUCGGUGCUCCUCUUCCGUUGGUCUGGUCGCCUGUUGGGUUGCUUGUUCAGGGAAUCCUGAAUGAUCUCGUCUCCGGGAAGGGCCGGCGGCGCAGUUUUCGGUGUCAGACGGACAGACGCUUCUGCCCGGGACGGGCCAGCCGGGGGCCCUGCAAAGACGCGGUCUCGGCAGCUGCUUCCUGGCCUCCGGCCGUGAGCUGGGAGCGCCCGCCUCGUCUGGAGCCGCGCUGACGGCACCCUGUUCCUCUCCCGCCACCGCCUUCUCUGGCACCACGUGCUCUGAUCUCCACCCGGCCAGUAGGCGAAGUACUUUCUGGAAGAGGCAGAUGUGACAGACCCCUGUGGCAGGAUACGGCGUCUCCAAGUCUCGUGAGACACGAGGACAUCGGGGCCCCAAGAGGGGCUCGUGUUCCUCAGGCUCCUCCUCCUGCCCCUCUCCACGCAGACCUUCCCCCACCAUCGUCCCCACCGCCGGGGCCCUGUGCCCAAGAGGUGCUGUGCCCAGGAAGGAGUCUGGCGAGACCCUGUCACUGGGUAGGCCAAGCCUUAAGAGGCACCAAACCCUAACCAGGAAGUACCAUCAGGUUUGCCUUUGAGAAGUGCAGCGGCACAGCUGUCCCCAGGCCCCGGGCAGGGCAGGGGUGCUGGGCUCACCCGCGGGCCGCAGGUGACGGGGGUGCCCCGGGCCCUUGCUGCGUGCGGGCCCCGGCUCCCGCCCAGCCUGUGCCACACAAACAAAGAGCCCCCCCUUUGUCUGCAAGGUCAGCCUUUGUUGAUGGGAACGAGAAGAGCCUCAGGCUUGUGGUGCGGGGGGACGUCAAGGGCGUCUUAAGAGCCCCGUGUCCCCAGGCCAGGCGUCCAACUCUCCACAGGUCCACAGGCCACACAGCUGCGUGAGGAAGCUCACUCUUGCCUGGACUGAGUGUGCCGGCUGGAGCCCUUCUGAGGUCAAACCUUGGGGAGUAGGAUGUAUUCUUCUUUGGGGAAACCCUUGGCCCUCCUCACCGUGGCCAGGAAGCUUCUGGCGCCACAACCAGCUAGAGCCCGUCCAUGGUCGUCCACCCCGAGCCGCCGGGACCACCCGGUCAGGCUCCGUCCACACAACAGCUUGAGAAAAAAAAGCCCAGCCAGAAAGCUAGUCUUUUGUUGGUUUGGUCUGUGGGCUGCGAAGUCCAUUUUCUUGUUUCUCGUCUUUCCCACUGGACCGACUGGUAACUGGACCGAAUCUGUUGCCGCCCUUGGCUUGUUUCACGCGUGGGGUCUGUUCCCCAGUGACCCGACCACCCUCCCCUGGGUCCCAGGCUCGGAGCCAAGGGUCUGUAGGGGCUGGGCGAGCGCUGGGGGCCUGCCCGCUCCUGGGGCGAGGCUCCUCCCACCCAUCACUCAAACAACGGGCAUUUCCACCCACUCGUCAUUCGGGCCCUGGAGAACAAGGCCCCGCGUGGCGUCCGGGCUGGCCUGUGUGCCGUGACCGGAGGGGCCUGGCCAGCGGGCAGGGCCACGAAGGCAAGAUCGGUCUGUGUGCUUGUGUUUUCCAAGGAGAUGACCCCAAGAACCGUAAAUAUGUACACGCGUCCGCCUGUGUGCCUUCAGGGCAGCAUUGUUGAUUAAAAGCAAACAUUCUCGAA
Molecule: messenger RNA, 4216 nt
Organism: Panthera uncia (snow leopard)
Lineage: Eukaryota; Metazoa; Chordata; Mammalia; Carnivora; Felidae
Gene: IQCE
Product: IQ motif containing E
Exons: 23
Coding region: 449-2428 (659 amino acids)
Molecular function (GO): protein binding
Source: RefSeq, a predicted model, not a curated record